AUGGAGCCAUUGUCAAUCGACUCGGUCGUGGUGAACACUCCCGGCGACCUGACCCCGAGCCGUCCGCCUACCCCGAGCGAAGCUAUCCACAUCGACAAACCGAAGCUGAAGGGCCGCCAGCGCCUCCUACAUGGCUUACAACGGAUGGGCUCGUCACCCAGCCUAGCUAGUCUGAGCAGGUCUCGCUCGCACAGCAUGAGAGGCACAGGAAAAGCUUCCAUGUCGUGCGUGUCGCUGGCAUCGGGUGCAUCGCCCUACGCUCAGUCGUACGGCAGCUCCUACUCCUCGGAGCUUUCGGCUGGCUUCUCCACAGCUCCCACUUCGGUCGCCAAUAGCCCGCCGGGAAGCCCUCUGUACGAUGAGAGGGCGCGCUUUCGAAUGUUCAGCCCCGAUGGCCCAUCUUCUGUGCCUCUUCCUUCUGAGUUUCGCCCGUUGACCAAGGAUGGCAUCCAAGGCGAGGGCGACUACUUCUCGCAGCCCAUCCGGAAGCGGGUGCAACCAAGACCAAACUUCAACUUUUGGUCCGACAUGCCCGCCGAGAUUCGCAUGCAGAUCUUGCGAUACCUCGAGCCGAAAGAGAUAGUACGAUGUUCCGCUGUCUCCAAGACAUGGCACUCAAUGUGCUUCGAUGGCCAACUGUGGAGCGAUUUGGAUACCUCUGGAUUCUAUCGCGAUAUUACUGCCAAUGCUUUGGUCAACAUCAUUACCGCAGCUGGUCCGUUCGUGCGCGACCUCAACCUUCGCGGAUGCGUGCAAUUGAGAGAGCAAUGGAGCAAUAAGGGCCUCAUCGAUGCGUGUCGAAACUUGGAGAACUUUUCCUUGGAAGGAUGCCGAAUUGACAGGACAUCGAUUCACUGCUUCUUACUGCAGAACAAAUCUCUAGUGCACGUCAACCUGUCAGGUCUGGCCGGCGCAACGAAUGCGGCCAUGAAGAUAUUGGCCAACCACUGCCCGCGCGUGGAGCACCUCAACGUGUCGUGGUGCAACAACAUCGACACCAGGGGUCUCCGCAAAGUCGUCGAAAACUGUCCGAAGCUGAAAGAUUUGCGUGCCGGAGAGGUACGCGGCUGGGAUGACGUUGACUUCAUGGCUGAGCUGUUCAAGCGCAACACCCUGGAAAGGCUUGUUCUGAUGAACUGCGACAGCCUCAAUGAUGACUCGCUCACUGCACUUUUUGAAGGCGUCGAUAGCGAGAUUGACGUUCUUACUGACCGACCUAUUGUUUCGCCGCGACGACUGAAGCACCUGGACCUUACACGAUGUCGCGGCAUUACGGAUGCGGGAGUCAAGAAGUUGGCAGGGAAUGUGCCUUUCUUGGAAGGCCUUCAACUGUCCAAGUGCCAUGGCUUGACCGAUGACGCUUUCACUACAGUACUACCUACGCUCCCCGUGCUUACUCACUUGGACAUCGAAGAGCUGGAUGGAUUGACGAACGAGGUGCUGAAGACACUUGCUUCCGCAAUGUGCGCACCUCACCUCCGACACCUCUGUAUCUCGUACUGCGAGUCACUGGGUGACGCCGGGAUGCUACCGGUUCUCAAAGCAUGUUCAAGUCUCUGCUCGUUGGAGAUGGACAACACUCGAAUUUCAGACCUUGUUCUUGCGGAAGCCGCAUCGUGCAUACGUGCCCGCAAUCGCCAUGCGCGAGCACUGACUAGCUCCGAGCGCCCUAGUGUCGGUAUUCGCAUCGUGGCCUACGACUGUGCAAACGUGACGUGGACCGGUGUUCGUGAAGUGUUGUCCCGUAACGCAGAGAUCUCGCGACCGUCGCCUGGUUCGCAGUCAAACAUGCCAUCUUACCCGCGAGAAAUAAUCGGCCUCAAAUGCUUCUACAACUGGCAACCCACAGUCGAAGAGCACACCAAGCGCGUCUUGAGAGGCGACUUUGCCGCUGCCGCACGUCUGGAGCGCAAGUGGGCUGACUGGAUGAUGCUGAACGAGGAGGCUGGUGUAGGCGGAGCUGGCGCUCGACGCCGACGAAGACGCGCACGCGAAGCACAGAUGAUGCAUGCUGAUGAAGAAGAAGGUGGUAUCGGGUUGGGCACCGGCGGUAUCCCAUCCAACCGCUGGAUAACCCUUUCCCACCGACGCCUCCAAGCGCACCCCUCCACCCUCACGAAGAACAACACACUGCUCGGUGCACCAUUGCCGCCUUAUCUUCUCGACCCCGUCGUGGAGCGCUUCAAGCAGCUAGGCAUUUUCGAAGCCACCCCGCACAAGCAGCCUAAUCACGUGCUCAUCAAUGAGUAUAGGAAAGGAGAGGGCAUUAUGCCGCACGAGGACGGCGAUGCGUAUGCGCCUGUCGUCGCGACUGUGAGUCUGGGUGCAAGUAUCUGUUUGGAGAUUACGGGAAAAGGUUCCUCCGAUCCCCAAGAAUCUACGACUGAAGAAGAGCACUCUGUGUACGCCAUCCCGACCCGUGUUCUGCAGGAACGGAGAAGUCUGCUUGUCACGACGGAGGCGGCGUAUAGUGACUUGAUGCACGGAAUUGCGGCUGUCGAAACUGAUGAGGGACUGAGCGAGGAGACGGUGGCGAAUUGGGGACUCUUGGGAGACAGGACCGUUUUCGAAGACGGGAGAAAUGAGAGGGGGACGAGAGUGAGCUUAACGUAUAGGGAUGUGUUGAAGGUCAGUAGUGCGGCUUCGAAGAUUCUGGGAAUGGGUAGGCGAGCUCAAUCCAUUGCAGUUCUUAAUCCCAUCACCCACUUCAGCACCCCUGACCUCAACCUUUGGCAGCCUGCCAUAGACCACCGACUGGCUGCACAGGGCCUCUGUCAUACUCUCACACCUCUUCUUUGUACAAUGCCCGACAACAUCCAAUUGACCCGCUAUCUGGGCCCUGGACUCAUCGUGUGCGCCGCAAGCAUCAGCUUGUACAUCGUUAUCCACCACAAGGAUCUCAUCAAGGCGCACGCCGCGCUAGAGACGUUUUGGACUGAGGAGCCGCGCCACGAUCAGGGCGACAACGUCGACAUGGAAUCCACUACAUCGAAGCAGGUCGAAGUGAUGACCUUCAUUAGAAGGAAGCCAGCCGUCACAGAGGCCACCCCGACCCCGACAAAAGCAUCAAGUGACGACUCAUUCGCCGACGAUGAGGCUUCAAGCAUCAAUGAGUCAUCCAACCUCGAAAAUGACUCCACCAUCGCAAAUCACCCACUCAUCGUCAAGCGCCUAAAGCGCACAAAGCCACGCACAAGCCCAGGAGACAUCUCCACCUGGCUAUCUGGCAUCCAGCACGGCAACGAGUUCGGCGAGAAGAAUCUUUCGCCCACGAAGCCAGAACAACAUUCCCCAACCAAGAUCGCUCUAGGCCGUAGAGUAUCGCAGGCUGAUCGAGAGAGCACACCGGUGUUCGUGGAAGACGAGAUUAGGCGUGAGCGGCACCGGGAGUUAUUCGAGGAUGUCAAGAACGUUCUCGUGCUGGAGGAGGAGAGUGAGAUUCAGGGGGCGUUGCUGGGGAAGUAUGAGAGUGAGGGGGAUGAUGAGGAGACGGUCGGGCCGGACGAUGUGGCGGGGUCUAGGGCGCCGGGUGCGUUGGAAGAGGAGCCUGUUGUUGUCAGCAAAGCUGAGGCCGGCGUGGAAGUAGGGGAGGGUGAAAGCAAAAAGACAGUUCAGGACGACGGCAAGACGGUUGGGAAGGAGAAGGAGGAGGAGUACGUGUUUGUCGGUCGUCCGUAG
Molecule: messenger RNA, 3678 nt
Organism: Didymosphaeria variabile
Lineage: Eukaryota; Fungi; Ascomycota; Dothideomycetes; Pleosporales; Didymosphaeriaceae
Exons: 4
Coding region: 1-3678 (1225 amino acids)
Molecular function (GO): protein binding
Source: RefSeq, a predicted model, not a curated record